AUGCACAAGAAGAUUUGGCUUCUGCUAUUAUUUUUAUCAGUUGAUGGUGAGUUUCUUUCAGAUUCAAAAAAAAAAAAAAGAAAAAAGAAAAAAAAGUGUGCGCCGGGUGGGGGUCGAACCCAGGAUGCGCAAAAGCUAGGCAGGGAUGCUAGCCACUCGGCCACCGGGCUCUUUUUUUCUGCUGACGAAAAUGUUGCAUAUAAAAUGCGCUUGAAAAAAAUAAUUUCAGCGCUUUCAAAGUGUCAACUGGGAGAUGUCUGCCUGGAAUGUGAACUCGACGCGGAAUUAAACACGGCCUGCGAAGAAUCCCGUACCCACGAGCCAUUCCUCUUCUGCAAUCCUCGCACCAAAAAAAUCGACAUCGAGCACAGCUCCUACCUAUCAUGCACAAAUUCCACGUGGAAACAGGAGAUUUGCUCCGAAGAUGGGCGAGUUCAUUUCAGUCAAACCACCCGUCAAUGCAUCGAUCCCGCCCGUCAAUUCUUCCAUUCACAAGGAACUUCAGGAUCCGGAAGAGUUGGCGAUGUUUGCUCGUUUAACACUGAUUGUCUUGGUGGAAUGUAUUGUGCGAUUGGACAAUGCAGAUGUCUUUCAACAUAUGUCGCAGUUGAUGCGUAUUGUUAUGAGAAGAUCUCACCAUCGGAUUCCGGAUGUUUUUAUGAUAUUCAAUGCUCAUCAGUCUGGCCCGAUUCAUAUUGUAAAAAUGGGGCUUGCGAAUGUCCGUCGGAAGAUAUGAUUGCGGUGAAGACGAAAGAUGGAACGAUGUGUGUUUGGAGUACAACAAGUGAACCAGCGUGUCCACUUCCAUCACUUCCACCUCCAGAUUCUCCAUCUUCUCUUGUUGUUUUGCCGGCGGCUGCUGGGAAAACAUCGGUGACGAUUGCACCGUGUAAUCCACAUAGUAGUGAUAUUCCGAAAAGGGAAGAGGAUUUAUUGAAUAAACAACAUGAUUAUAAAUGUGCUGUUAGAGGAAUUGUGAGUUUUCUUCUGAAAAUAUUGAAUUUUAGUGUUUAUACCUCUAAAAUUUAGGAAAUUCCCAUUUUCCCUGAAAAAAACAAAAAAUAAAAAGAAAACAACGACAUUCCGCUUUUGCCCGUUGUUUAGCGCAUCGCGCGUGGUUUGAAUUUAUUUUUUUUGCAAUUUUUUCCGUUUUUUCUCGGAAAAUGACAAUUUGUAUGGAAAAAAUGGAAAAUUUGCGAAAAAAUAAAAAGAAAACAACGACAUUCCGCUUUUGCCCGUUGUUUAGUGCAUCGCGCGUGGUUUGAAUUUAUUUUUUUUUUUCCAGUUUUUUCCCAUAAUUCUGCGAAUACUUAUCUGAUUUUUUUUUUUGCCCAACUAGACUAUAGUUAAAUUAAGCUAAAUCUGAGAUCUGAGAAGAAAACAAUGAUUUUUUAAAGCAGAUUUCGGCCAAAAACACAAUUUUUUAUAGAAAAAUAGGUUUUCUUUUGAAAAUAUUGAAUCUUAAUGUUUAUACAUUUUUCCCUUGUUUUUUAUCUCCAAAAAUUAGGGGUUUUCCAUGAAAAUUCCCAUUUUCCCCGAAAAAAAGAAAAAAUGCAAAAAAUAAAAAAGAAAACAACGAGACUCCGCGUUGACGCCUGCGCGCGUGGUUCAUUGAUUUUCUCACAAUAUUUUUUUUUGAAUUUUUUUCUCGUUUGUCAGUUUUUAAUGGAAUUCUAUAUAUUUCUGGAAAAUUAGAAUUCAACAUUUCAUUUAAAAAAAAACUAAAAUAUUUACGUUUCAAAAUUUUUAUAAUUAAAAUUUCUUUUGGAAUUUUGAUGAUUCCAUUCUCGUUCUUUUUUUCAAAAAAAAAUUUUGCAAAAUCAGGAAAAUUUAAUAAAAUACUUGUUCGAUCCAACCCUAUUUCCUGUCCCAAAAUUUUAUUUUUUUGAAAUUUAUUCUCCGCCAGGUUCAAAAUAAUUCAAAAAAUUCCAGCACGGCGAAGAACCCGAACCUCACGAUGUCUCCGAUCUCUACGACUGCAUCGACAACUCAAAAUUCUGGAAAGAACAAGGCCUCGACACAAGUCAACAUCCAAUCGGUGUCUGUUGCAUGAAUCGAGCAUUCACCUGUAUGCAACCAAAGAAAGGCGAAUCCGAUGCGCUUGGCUCCGUGCCAAGAUGGUAUUUUAAUAGUGUCAUGGGCUCGUGUCAACAAUUCCUCUUCGAUCCGACCGGUACAGAAGUUUCACCGAAUAAUUUUGAAACUUUGGAUCAUUGUGAAAGUUUCUGCAAGGAUAGUGAGUUCAGCAUAUAUUUUUUACAAAAAAAAAAAAAAAAAAAAAAAAUUUUUUUUGAAUUUCAGCCUGUCCCCGUGGAAAUCCAGCCUAUCUGAACACUAAGGGAGCAUCCUCCGCGUCUCGAAUCCCACAAACCGGUUGCUCCACAGCCAGCCCCUGUACAGAUCCUUUCGUUUGCACCGAAGUCGCCAGUCAAUCAAUGUGUUGUGCCAGUCGGAAAGCAAUCUGCAGUGAAUCUGGUGGAAGAUUGAAGGAUGUAGCCAGGAAUUCACCCUAUGAUGCUGGACAUCGAUUUGAUCAAUUGACUGGAGAAGCGGCGAAUUAUGCAGUGGGAAUUAGUACGAGAUAUUAUUAUAAUCCGACUGAUGGACAAUGUCAUCCUUUUACUUUUAAUGGGUUUAUUGGGAAUUUUAAUAAUUUUCAAAAUCAAGCGGAUUGUCAACUUUUUUGCGCGAGAUGUGAGUUAAAAACAAAUAUUUCCUCUUUCAAAAUCAGGGUGAUUCAAGUCGCUAAAAAUAAUUUUUAAAAACAUUUUUGUCAAAAAUUGUUUUUUCAUUAUUUUUUUUCGAUAAUAGGUUUUUGGGGUUUUUUGUUGCGUCACGUGACCGAAUUUUACUAUUUUUAAAUUAAAAUUUUCCAUAUUUAUUUUUAUUUUUCAAAAAAACAAACGUCGCAAAAAUGUGAGUUUCUCUGGGCUCUCUGGCUGAGGUCCUGAGAUGGCCUAACUCAUCUUUGAUCGAAGAAGAAGCUUGGAGUUAAAUUGGCAUUUUUUAAUCAAUAUAAAUUGAAUGAAGAUAUCAAAAAAUCGCAAAAUCAAAACGAAAUUAGCAAAUUUUUGAAACGUACAUUUUUUUAAAUAAAUAAAUUUCAAAAAAAAAAAAAUUCUUCCAGUACAAUGCCCCCACGGCUCCCCACUCACAAAUGGCAAUGGCUCCCCGCAACGAUGUGCCCGCGACACCGAUUGUCCAUCCACCCAUCAAUGCGCCAUGGAACAUCAAGUCUGUUGUCCAACACCUCAAACUCUUUGCACAGAACCUCUUCGCGUUGGUGACUGCAAACAAAGUGUUCGUCAAUUUUGGUACAACGCCGAGACGAAAACUUGCGAAUCAUUUUUGUACACCGGAUGUCAGGGCAAUAAUAAUCGAUUCAAUUCGUUGAACGAGUGUCAGAGCUAUUGCAAAAAUAUUAAUGGUUAGUCAGGGGAACCAAUUGGGCUGAAUCAACUUUUCAAAAAAAAAAACAAAAAGUUAUGCGCCGGGUGGGGGUCGAACCAUGGUUGCGCAAAAGCUCGGCACGAAUGCUAACCACCCAGCCAUGCGCCUAUUUAUCACAGUGUUUUUGCCUUGUGGGUACUAUAGUACCCCUACCGUGAUUUAGGGGGUGCAAUAGGGGUGAUUUUUACCCCUAUUGCACCCCUAUUGCACCACUAAUUGGCAGGGAUUCAAAAGGGGUUAUUUAGUGGUGUUCAUUUGAGAAAACUAAAAAAGAACAAACUAAUCUAAAGGUUCUGAAAUUGUUGUCUGAAAAAUUUCAUUUAGAAAAACGUCAAUUUGAAAAAGUUAUCAACGUUUAAUUUUCGAUUGUAGGGGUCGUGUAGGGGUUGAGUAGUGGUCCCGACUCUGGGAACAUUUUUGCAUCUCUAAAACAGUGAAAAUGCACAUUUCUUGCUAUAUACAACACACACAAUGCUUCUGAGAGCAUUUAUUGGCUCCUAACAAUGAAUGCUGGUCAAAAAUUAUCAUUUUUCCACUCCAAGAGAAGUCCACUAAAAGUGAGAUAAUAUAUAUUAAAUUUAUAACCAUUUCGUUCGUCUUGACAUUUUGAAUUCAAUGGUGUAUGUCAUUUCCUCCAAAAAAUGAUAUUUUAAUGCGCGGAAAUGAAAAGUAAAGGCGCAUGGAAUUUAACACAUUGGUCUCGCAGCGUGUUUGCUUGUGUGUACUUCUCACGGACGAGUGGCGUCAAAAUUUUUUUUUUCGUUUUUUUUCGUUUGUUUUGUUUGUUUCACGUUUCAUGGAGAAAUUGAGUGUUCUGAGCUGCGAAAAGUUUAUAAAACGUGUUCCCCGCCUAGGAACAAGCAAGAAAUUCCAGCAGAACUCCAAAAUUCACACAUUGAGCAUGAUUUUAGGCCGAAAACUGAAAAAUGUGGAGUUUUUCAAUUUUUCAUAUGAAACAAGGCUAUUCUCAGUUUCAUAUGUGUAAUUCAACAUUUUAAUCAGUUUCAAUGGAAAAAUCCUUCUUAGAGUUAGAAAUUGAAAUGCCUUAUGUCUAAUUUCUUCAUUCUCGUGUUUCUCAUACGUUAAACUCGUUAUACGAUUUUUUAGGGCUUGCUCCGAAAAGAAGGCUUCCGCCAAGUUCGUCAAUGAAUGGCAAGAUGAAGAUGGAAAGAAACUCAUCGAAGCCAACUUGACAUCGAUUCGUGUCACACACACAGGUUUGUUGACUUGAAUAUGAAAGGUUGAAUUAGAAUGGUUCUUCAUUUUCAGAUGAAGGUCGUCAACUGUCAAAAGAAGGCGCAUUCGGUCGAAAUCCGAAUCAACGGAGGAACCAUCGCUCAAAAGUCGACUGUACUUGUGAGCAACUAGAGAAGCAAUUUCCAGUUAGAAGUGUCUUCGCGGUGCUGGUCAACGCAUGGUAGGUGGUUUUUUUAAAAAAAAAAACCACGUAGAUGCGCCGUAUUUGGAAAGCGAGUUGAAUUUGAGUCAAUCAAUCAAUCAAGAACUUUUCUUGAUGGAUGGAGUUUUCAAACUCGGUUAUCGCGUUGGUUUAGAUGUUGAAUUUUGGAUGGGAUGAUUGGUGAAAUGGUGUUAUUGGUUGAAACAGACCAAUUUCACCAACUACUAAUCUCAUCAUUUCAACAAGUCACCAGUAUAGUUGGAUUAGCGCCAAUGUUCGCUAUCGAGUAUUCACCAUCUCAACCAACAACAUAGAAAUCUCUGAAAACUCACAUCCACCACGAGAUAAUCGACCAUAGAAGUCGAGUCGAUAAAAGAUAAAAAAAGACUCAAGUUGACUUGACAACAAAAAUUAAAAAUUGCACAUAAUUUUGUCUAAUUUUAUUUAUUUCCAGAACUCAUACCAACACUCGGCUUCAUUAAUUCGACAUCAAAUCAGCUCAAAAUGCAUUGAAAGCAACUACUUUGCCGGACUGAUGAAUCGCCUUCAGAAAUCUAUGUUCGAACUCGAAGCUCAAGUAAAUCAACAAUUCGACACUAUUUGUAAAUAUUUUUUCUCUGUUCGUUUUUUUGAAAAUAAAUUGUCAAACUUGAGUCUUAUUCUGAUUUACCCCUACUGCACCACUACAAAACCACUAUGACACCCCUAUAGGGGUACUAAAAAAAGUUUGCAUAGGGCCCCUAUAGGUGUACCUAUUACACACACAAGUCAAAAACUUUGUAGUGCCCCUAUAGGGGUGCUAUAGUACCCCUAGGCAAAAACACUGUGUAUUUCUCUGUCGAAAUUGUCAUAUUUAAAAGGCGCGCUCUCACACGUGUGCAUUAGAGCGCAAAUGCCGUUUUUCAGCCGAACCAAAAUGCCCGCAAGGUCGCGCCUACGUCGACUUCGCUGGCAAAUUCAUGCAAUGCGGCGAAGGUUUGGGCGGAACUGCUUGCCCCGCAAAUUACGAAUGCACUUUUGAUGGAUUGGUUUACGGUUGCUGCCCAAGUAAGGCUUAUACCUGCUCACUUCAAGUCAACAAAGGAAUCGCUUGUGGAUCCGGAUCUUCUUAUCGAUAUUUCUACAAUAAUCAGGCGAAAGAAUGUCAAUCGUAUUUGUUUUUGGGUUGUGACGGCAAUUCGAAUAAUUUCCCGUCUAUUGAAAAAUGUCAGAAUUAUUGUGAGAUUGCGAUUUGUCCGAAUGGCGGAAGCCCACUUCGAUCGAAUUCGAAAGUGAGAAGUUGCUCUAAUAGCGAGCCUUGUCCCUCUGGAUAUGAUUGUAGUAUUGUUGAGGCAAAUGGUGUGAUGCAAAGGAGAUGUUGCCCGUCAAAAGGUAGUGUUUUUUGAUAUUUAGAAUACACGGUGUUUUACGGGAGAGAGAGAGAGAGACGCAGAGAAAACAAGAAAAAUCCUCGAAAAAUGUGUUUUUUAAAAUUUUCUCGUUUUCUCUGCGUCUCUCUCAAUUUACCGUGUUUUCUAUGAUUUUUUUCGUUUCGAGACCAAAAAAACAAUAAAAAAUGUGUUUUUUCUAGAUUUUUCUCGUUUUCUCUGCGUCUCUUUCAAUUUACCGUGUAAAACACCGUGUUUUCUACGAUUUUUGAUAAAAACAUACAAAAAAUUCGUUUCAAGACCGAAUUUUUCAUGUUUUCAAAGAUUUUUCUCGUUUUCUCUGCGUCUCUCACAAUUUACCGUGUAAAAUACCGUGUUUUCUAGGAUUUUUGAUAAAAAUAGCAUAACAUUUCGUUUCGAGACCAAAAAAACAUUCAAAAAUGUUUUUUUUUUCAUUUUUCUCAAUUUACCGUGUAAAAUACCGUGAUUUUUAAUGUUUUUUUGAUAAAAACACACAAAAAUUAUAUGAUUUUUGAAAAAAAAUUUACAGAAAAUUCGCUUCGAGACCAUUUUUUUCAAGAUUUUUCUCGUUUUCUCUGCGUCUCUCUAAAUUUACCAUGUAAAACUCCGUGUUUUCUAUGAUUUUUAAUUUUAAAAAAUACAAAAAAUUUGCUUCGAGACCGAAUUUUUCAUGUUUUCGAAGAUUUUUCUCGUUUUCUCUGCGUCUCUCUCUCUCUCUCUCAAUGUACCCUAUAAAAUACCGUGUAAUAUUUUUUUUUCUAGUCUCAAUUUGCUCAAAACCGCCACAAAUGGGAAUGCUUCCAAAAUGCAGCAGUGGCAGUGGACAAAUCAGGUGAGGAGGGAGGGGCGGGGCUUCGCCGCACACAAAACAUGGCAGACGGCGAAACGCGUCAACUGUCGGGCGCGCGUUUAAAUGAAAAGGGAGAGAUAGAGAGAAGAGGGACAAGGCUAUGAUGAUUUCCUAAUUGCCGUUUACCCGUCUGAGGAAAACCGUGCUUGAGAACAUUUGGAUAUAGGCUGAGCCCAUUUUCGAUUUUUUUCAAAGGCUGAAAAUUUUUUGAAUCCUAAGUUCGGAUAACUUGAGUAAAUUAAAAAAUUUCCAGAUAUUAUUUCAACAUGGCUCUUCAAACCUGCUCCUCCUACACUUCAAACGGUUGCGACACCUCAUUGAACUCAUUCGCAUCAGUCAGUGAAUGUGAAGAUUUCUGUAUGAGUGCUGGAUGUUCCCUAGGUGACACGGUAUACAAAGAUCCUAACACAAAUAAACCAUACGUCUGCAACACCGCAUUACAAAACAAUUGUCCAAUGAACUAUGAAUGCACAUUAAAUGCGCUAACUCAAGAACACACUUGCUGCGGAUCCGAUGGAAUGGGAGUUUGUCCGACGGGCGAGAAGGCUUUCAUGGACCCUCGAACAAAUACGCCAAGACAAUGUGCAAUGGCAGCUGAUGGAAAGUGUCCGGGAGGUUAUCUUUGCCGAUUCUCCCAAACAAAUCAUAAAUAUUAUUGCUGCGGAAAUAUUCAAGGCGCGUUUUGUCCCUCCGGUCGAUCAUUAUAUCGAUAUUCUUCCACACAACUCCCAGUCCAAUGUCAUAUUUCACCCCUCCAAUCAUCGUGUCCCAACGGUUUCUCAUGUCUUUCCGAUGUUUCCGGCGCUUUCCAGGGUUAUUGUUGCAGUCAAAAUCCAAUUUGUCCAGGGGAAGUUGCUUUUCAUCAAGACGAGAAAACCCUUUUACCAACAACAUGUACAAAUGAGGGAUUCUCAUUCUGCCCGAAUGGUUACACAUGCCAACAACAACCCGAUUCUCUCAAUUUCUAUUGUUGUCAAGGCGAGGAGAAGCACGGAAUCAAUGAUGGAUGCCCGCCUGGCCAGUAUGCCUAUGUUCAAGAGGGUGGAAUCGUCAAAUCUUGUGAUCCUUUUGUUCCCGAAGAUGCGAUUUGUCCGGUGGAAUUUACUUGCCAAUGGUCGCUGAAUAAUCAAAAAUAUCAAUGUUGUGGAAUGCGUCCGACACGAGCAAUCAAACCGACGAUUUUGGGUGAGUCACUCACCAUGAGUGUAAAAAAACAAAAAAAAUGCUCCCGGUGAGGCUCGAACUCACGACCUUCAGAUUAUGAGACUGACGCGCUGCCUACUGCGCUACGGAAGCAGACGGCGAGGCACACUCAAAUUACCAAUUCGUGUGUGUAGGAAAAAAGAGAAGAGAAAUUUUUUGCAGAUGACGGUUGCCCGGCGAAACAAUUCGCUCUAAUCGAUAAACGAACAAAUCAGACUCGCGCAUGCACAGCCGGCGAAGCGAAAUCGUGUCCAAUCGGCUUCUUCUGCCAAUUUUCAGCCAAAAAAGGCCAAUUUCAAUGUUGCGGCCAGUCGGGCGGUUGUCCGAUCGGACGUGCCGCUUUUAUUGCAAUCGAUGGAAAUGCUCAAGAAUGCCUGCCUGGUCCAGAUAUGUGCUCAGAUGGUUAUGAGUGUGUGAAGAGUAUUACACAUCGCAAUAAGAAUAUUUGUUGUAGUCGCGAAGAAGGAGGUGGGUUUUGGGGAAAAUUCGGCUCUCCUAAACCUAAGGUUCCUUAAGACUAAACCUAAGGUGCAUUAAACCUAAGGCUCCUAAAGUCUAAGCCUAAAAUUCUUUGAGCCUAAGAUUGCUCAAGCCUAAACCUAAGGCUCCUUAAGCCUAAACUUGAAAAUUUUUAGCGCAAGCCUAUAAGCCUAAGCCUGAAACUCAUUUAGGCUUAGCCUAAGGCUCAUUAAGUCAAAGGUUUCUCAAGCCUAAGCCUAAGAUUACGUAAGCCUAAGGCUCCUUAAGCCUGAACCUAAGGCUCAUUAAGCCUAAGCGGAAAACUCCUCAAGCCUAAGCCUAAGGCUCCUAAGCCUAAGCCUAAGAUUGCUUAAGCCUAAGCGUAAGUAAGGUUCAUUAAGCCUAAACCUAACCCUUCUUUAGCCUAAACCUAAGGCUCCUAAACCUAAGGCUUCUUAAGCCUAAGCGGAAAACUCCUUAAGCCUAAACUUAAAACUUUUAAAGCCCAAGCCUAAGGCUCAUUAAGACUAAACCUAAGGCUCCUAAACCUAAGGCUCCUUAAGCCUAAGCCCAAACCAAAGGUUCCUUAAGCCAAAGGUUUUUUAAGCCAAAGGUUAAAUAAGCCUAAACCUAAAAUUCCUUGAGCCGAAGGUUCCUUAAGCCUAAACCUAAGGCUCCUUAAUCCUAAACCUAACCCUAAGAUUCCUUAAGCCUAAGCGGAAAACUCUUUAAGCCUGAACUUAAAAAUUUUAAAGCCUAAGCCGAAGGUUUAUUAAGCCUAAUCCUAAAGCUCCUUAAGCCUAAACCUAAGGCUCAUUGAGACUAAACCUAAGGCUCCUAAACCUAAGGUCCCUAACUCUAAGCCUAAGCCCAAACCCCAAACGCUAAACGCCCUCACCAAGAACCUAUUGCAGGUUGCGCCGACAACGAAGUUCUCAUCGACAACAUCUGCGUGGUCCGCGUCAAAAUGGGCGGAGCCUGUCAUACCGACCACGAAUGCGCCGGCAACACAAAAUGCGUCAACAACAAAUGCACAUGUGGCGAUAAGGAAGAAGAGCACAAAGGGGAUUGUGUGGAUAAAGUGUGCGGUGCAGAUCAAAUUCGAAUCGAUGGAAAAUGUGAAAACCGCGCAGCAAUGGGUGAAGCUUGCAAAUCAUCGCUGCAAUGUGUGUCGAAUUCGAGAUGUAUUAGUGGUGCUUGUGGAUGUGCGAAGGGAGAAAUCGCAGAGGGGAACUCCUGUGUCAAGGAGGACUCCGAGAAAGAGAAGGAAAAAGGGGCCGUGAAAUCUCGACCGAUGAUUGAAGAUAAACCGAUUUGUGUGAUCAUUUCGGACAAGCCAUUCUAUGAUUCGGAUAAGAAACUCGCCACGUGUGUUCUGACCAAUGAUGACUGCCCGUUCGGCUUCAAAUGCCAAUACAGUGAAGUUGCUGGGCAGAAUGUUUGUUGUGGAGUUGGAGAGGAGAAGCGAAGAGUUACCACAACUCCCGAGCCAACUACAACGACCACAGGAAGUAUUAUUGCAACACCAGCCACCCCAGCAUCAUCAAAGAAACCUAAGAUCCCCCAGCAUUGUCCAGGACAAAUGAGUCCAUACCUAGUAAACGGACGGGCCAAGUCCUGCGCAACAACAAGUUGUCCCUAUGGAUAUUCGUGCAAGUUCUCGAGUGUGCUGAAAGACUAUUUUUGUUGUUCGAGACAGAAUCGGAAGAGUAAUUCGAAUCGGAUAAAUGGAGGGGGAUGUGAGCGGGGAAUCGCGUUGUUGUAUCCGAGUACACAGGAGGCUGUGCAGUGUGAUCCGUUGGCGAGAGGGUGUCCGACGGGGUAUUUGUGUUUGCCGCAUACUGUGACCAAGGUGAGGAGAGGGGGAGGGGGGGGGGUUGAUGGGCUUGGGCUAGGCUUGGGCUAGGCUUGGGCUAGGCCUGGGCUAGGCUUGGGCUAGGCUUGGGCUAGGCCUGGGCUAGGCUUGGGCUAGGCUUGGGCUCGGCUUGGGCUAGGCUUGGGCUAGGCUUGGGCUAGGCUUGGGCUAGGCUUGGGCUAGGCUUGGGCUAGGCUUGGGCUAGGCUUGGGCUCGGCUUGGGCUCGGCUUGGGCUCGGCUUGGGCUAGGCUUGGGCUAGGCUUGGGCUAGGCUUGGGCUAGGCUUGGGCUAGGCUUGGGCUAGGCUUGGGCUAGGCUUGGGCUCGGCUUGGGCUCGGCUUGGGCUCGGCUUGGGCUAGGCUUGGGCUCGGCUUGGGCUAGGCUUGGGCUAGGCUUGGGCUCGGCUUGGGCUAGGCUUGGGCGAGGCUUGGGCUAGGCUUGGGCUAGGCUUGGGCUAGGCUUGGGCUAGGCUCGGGCUAGGCUUGGGCUAGGCUUGGGCUAGGCUUGGGCUAGGCUUGGGCUAGGCUUGGGCUAGGCUUGGGCUAGGCUUGGGCUAGGCUUGGGCUAGGCUUGGGCUUGGCUUCCAGGCUUCUGAGCUUCUAACUUAAGGACAGGCCUGUGCCGGAAAAUCAGAACCCGGAAAACGGAAAGUCGGAAAAUUUCCGGCACAGGCCUGAUUCAGGAGCUUAGGUAUCUAGGUUUCUAGGCUGGGCUUUUCUAGACUAAGGCUUCUAGACUUUGGCUAGGCUUUUUUUAGACUCUCAGAUUUUCUAGAAUUCUAGGUUCAUCUUUAGGUCCAAUUAAAAUCUAGGAAUUUUGAGUUUUAGAUUUUUGAGCCUAGAAUUCUAGAAGCCUAGAAAAUCUGGAUCUAGAUGAAUCCACAACAAAAAUCCUAGAUCAAGCCUAGUUCAAGUCUAGAGCCCAAGAAGCCUAAUCCUAGAAGCCUAAGACUGAGCUUGAAGCCAGGCCUAGAAAUCUAGAAGCCUGGAAGCCUGGAAGCCUGGAAGCCUAGAAGCUUUGGCUUUGGUGGACAAGCCUAGAACUCUAAGCCUAGCCGAAAUCUAGCUCAAGGUUAACUCAAGCCUACUAUAGAAAACAAGACUCGAUCCAGGCUUGAUCUAGGCUUGAGCUAGGCUCAGUCUAGGCUUCGGCUAGGCUUCUGGCUGACUCUCAGAUUUUCUAGGUUCAUCUUUAGGCCUCACAAAAUAAAAUCGGGCCGAUUUUUAAGCCCAGAUAGAAUCUAGCUAGAACUCGAGAUUUCUAACAAGGAAACCUUUUUUACUCAACACUUCAAAUCUUGAUGAAAUUUGGUCCAUGGACAGCUUUUGGAGUCAUAAGAACACCCUAAAAAUUUUAAUCUCCCAAUGGACCUCUGAGCCAAGUUCUGGGCUCUCAAAAGUUCAAAAAUUGCCAAAAUUGGCUCAUAAAACACGUCAUAACUCAAUUCUCGAUCAAUUAUAUGAAAAACUGAGUAGCAGAUGAUGAUCAGCGUGGUCGAUUUACCCGAAAAACAUGAAUAAAUCAAAUUUUCAGAAAAAAUUUUGAUUUUGGAAAAAAGAAUGAGCAGGGCACAUAUGAAUUUUCAUGAAUUUUCAGCCCAAAAAUAAAAAACUUCAAAAUUUUUCGAAAUAAAGUUUUUUAUUGAUGUACUUUUAGGUAAUCGACUAUGCUGAUCAAUAUCUGAAACUUCAUUUCCCCGAAAAAAAUUUUUGAAAUGGAGCUAUGAUGCCUUUCAUGACCAUUUUUAGGCCUUUUUUGAGUUUUUGAGAGCCCUGAACUUGGCUCAGAGGUCGAUUGGGAGACUGCAAUUUUUAGGGUGUUCUUAUGGCCCCAAAAGCUGUCCAUGGACCAAAUUUCAUCAUGAUUCGAAGUGUUGAGUAAAAAAGGUCCCCUUGUAAGCUUCCGAGGGGACUUAGACCUAAAUCCGAGCCUCAAAAAUUUUUUUUUUGAAAUCUAGAUCUUUCCAAAAUAUUUCGGAACUUUGAACAUCUGAAAACCUGAUCCACAAAAAAUCCCAAAAAUCCAAUUUUUCUCCAGAAAUACCAAUGCUGCUCAGUUGGCCCAAGUCGAGGCGAACCGCUGGAAGCUGAAGCCGAAGUCAUCUGCCCCUCCUACAUGGUCAAACUUGCUCAACCGAACCCAGCAAAUGGAAAACCAGCCUUCAAAUGUGUCAAAUCAUGUCCAACCGGCCAAAAUGCUGUGAACGGUUUAUGUACACCCGUCCAAAAUUGA
Messenger RNA from Caenorhabditis angaria, 12836 nucleotides. The record is from the annotation of a GenBank genome assembly. NCBI's taxonomy places the organism in Eukaryota, Metazoa, Nematoda, Chromadorea, Rhabditida, Rhabditidae.